Strongylocentrotus purpuratus (purple sea urchin) is the source of this 3930-nucleotide messenger RNA. RefSeq lists its product as uncharacterized. The record is from RefSeq and is a predicted model, not a curated record. The transcript has a single exon. Lineage: Eukaryota; Metazoa; Echinodermata; Echinoidea; Camarodonta; Strongylocentrotidae. The coding region runs from base 344 to 2203 and encodes 619 amino acids.
UGUCGAUUAAGGUUUGUAUAGCUGUUUGGGAGUCAGUUGACAUGAAGCCAUUAUUGUCUAUACCUACCGAUCCAAAAGCAUCGAUUGUUUGAAUAGCUGUAUUGUCACACCCAGUAUAGUUGGUUUCAUUUUUCUAAAGCAAAGAGUAGCCUAUUCGUCUUUUCAAGUCAAUUUGGCAGCCAUAUUGGAUUAAUAAACUCUAGACAUUUCGCACUCGAACAUUUUGUAAUAAAACAAAACCUCUUCUAACGCAUAUCUUCUGCAACCAGUGAAUAAUUAAACGAACGAAAGCAUACAAGUGGUAGAACUUUCUAUACGUUUUAAAGAACACUCUCUGUUGGACAUGGAAGUGGUAGGAACAGGAAUACCAGGUGCCCUGGUUCUUCUUCUCAUCUAUACUGCCAGACUAACACCCUGCCAAGGAGUUCCUACAAUUGCAAGAGGACCUGAGAACCAGACUGCAAAUUUCGGGGAGACCGUGCGGUUGACAUGCAUGGUCCGUGACAAAUCCGGAGGGUACCUUGUCGCUUGGUUCAAAGAUGGAACAAGAAUUACCCGCAAUAACAACGAGAGCUUCGAUUCUCGGCAUGUGGACACGUCUCGAUACAUCUUGACAGGCAACUGGGAUCAAGGAGACUACUCUCUUGAAAUCCAACACAUCAUCUCGUUAGAUAAAGGAGCAUAUAAGUGUAUCAUUCAAGAGGCUAUCUCUAGAGAUUUCAUAGAUACUUCAAUAGAAGCGACAGUGAGCAUUGAGUAUUCACCUUCUCUCUCGUCGUUCUUGUGCUAUAUACCCGAAUCUUCAGACUUGCGCAUUGGGUACACAAUCACAUUCGUUUGUCAAGCUGAUCUCGGAAACCCACCUGCGUCUCUCAGUGCAACCUACGAUUUGUCACCUGUUAAUGAAACCACGGACAAAGUGGGCAACGAUAUCAGGCUCAAUUACGAAAAGACGCUUGAGAAGGAAGAUAACGGGAAGGUAUUCCGCUGCACAUUAAGCCAAGAGUUACUAGAUCAGCCAGAAUACUGUAAAGUGGGUCCUCUGGUUGUUGAAUACAAACCGAUGGACAUUGCGAUAACUUCUGCAGAGCUUCCAUAUGAUGGUUCAUCGUUGGCAGUUGUCGAAGUCAAUACUAAAGAAGUUGUUUUCACUUGCGCUACUUCUGCUAACCCUGAGGCUCAGUACACCUGGACUGUGACAGAGGCGCAGGGAUGUUCGAAGGGAAUGAACCAUUAUUCCUUAGAAGACCAGUUGAUCCUUACAAAAGUCGACAUGGCUUACGACGGUGCCGUCAUCUCAUGUACGGCCAACAAUACCAUCGGAAAAGCAUCAACAUCUAUUACAAUCAAUGUUAUGAACGAUGAUCCGAAUGCAUUGUGUUAUUCAACAACCGCACCCGAACCCGAAGGAACCGAACCCACGCCUACGAAAGCGCCAGUUACAGGACCGAUGAUGUUGACCACCAUGCAUAUUAUCAUCAUAAUCAUCGCAGCCGCUUUCCUGGUAGUCAUCAUUAUCCUGGGUUACAUCGCAUUCAGCCGGCGUCGGGAAACACCAAUCCAGCUGACGAUGAUGUCCGGCCCUGAUGACACCCGCUCGAUCGCCGAAAGCAUCAUCUUCCAUUCCCGGCACAACACCCCUGAUCCAGAGCAUCGAGGCAACUCCCUAGGACGGAUGCAGAGCAACUUCAGCACCAUGUCAUACGAUACCCAGAGCAUCGAUUCCGCUACUGCUCUUAUGCACCUGAGAUCCUUAGAGUCGCCAGAGUACAAGACCAACCCCAAGCUAACUGGCUCACCAACUCGCAAACUAGGCGGAAAAUGCGGCAAGGAGUACGGGAAGGAGUGUGGGAAGGAGAUCCAAAUGGACGACAUGGAACGAUCUCCAUUUCACCGGUUCCAUUCCACGGACAACACGUACGAAGGGUCGCCGAAGAGAGGCAGUCCGACACCGCCAGGCGAGAAAUCUACGCUUACCCGACAGCCAAGCGAGCAUAAGUACGAGGAAUGUCCACCUCUUAAGAAGUACACGACCCAUGCCAGCCAGACCGAUCUUGCUUUUACCGAUGAUAAAAUCGAAGAGGAAAGGCAGGAAAUAUCAGACACCAGUGAUAGUGAUUCUGAAUUCGAUUACAACCCUAAAAAGCAGAAUUUUAGUGUGAACAAUAGUAAUAUAAGAUUUGCUAAACAUACCGAAGUUUAACACCACGUAGCUAUAAGUCGGAAUAUCAAAAGAAGAAUAUAAAGCAAUAUUUAAUCAGAUACAGUUUCAUCAAGUUAAUGUUAUUACCCAGAUAUCCGAAAGAUAAGUUCGUAACGUAUUUCUACACCAAAUUAUUUCACAAAUAAAAUACAGUAAGACGCAAACUUUGUAAUCAGUAAUCUCUUCUCUACUACAUGUAUAAAUGACAGCAUAUUCGCUGGAAUAAUAUAAUUUCUGUCUCUAUAGCACCGAUCAGGUAAAUUGCUAUUGUACAAUAAAAGUCAGUUUAGUUUAUAACGUGUGACAGUAUCGAAUAUUAUGAUUGCUUUUUCUUUCUGUAUUUUGUGCAAUUUUGUAUCUAUCCAUCUAUCGUCUGAAAGAUAGUUAUGUGUGUGUGUUUAUAAACGUCAUCAGCGUUUUAAGAAUCCAUUUAUCUUUCCUAACAUACUUAUCAUAACCACUCACUUAUACAAAAGUAAACAAUGGUUCCAUUAUUCAUGAAUUCAACUUUCUUACGAAUAUUUCUGGUCGAAUUAUGAAAUAUCCCGCAUUAUAACGCAUAAUGAGUUUAUAAAAAGUACUUACAUGAAUUAUGAAUAAGUUCCAUAUCCUAGAGUUUAUCAACUUCAUAAUGCAAUAUGCUUUGUUUCCCUUUUAGCUGUACGAUAUUUAACUCUGUUAGUUUCUUUCCCGUCCUAUAUAUGUCUAUUUUUUCUCCUAAUUUUACUCUUUCUCUUGCUUUACCUCUGUCCAUUUUGUAUAAGUAUCAUUUCAGGAUUCCCUUCUACACGUUGUACAUUUUAUACACGUUGUCUCCUAUCAUUUCUUCCUCCCUUUCCCUUUCCCUUUCACUCGUACUCCUCCUCAUUCGUCUAGUUAACACUCUUGAUUUGUUCCUAAUUUUGUUGAAAAUCUUCGUGUAUUUUGUUUAGUUCUCGAUCCAUGCGUAUGAAUGUGCUUGCACUAAAUGUAAUCGCUAGUAUUAUUUCUACCGUAAUCAGAUGCAUCUCCCGAUAUUUCUACUUCUCCUAUCACACAUUAUAUUACUUUUAUUUCUCAAUGAAUUAAAUACUGAUAUUGGGAAAUAAUUAUUAGAACAAUCAUAAUACUCAACCAGGAUGCAACAAAACAUAGAUAAUUAAAUUAAGUUUAAGUUAAGAAAAGUUAAAGCAAUCUUUAAAUGAAACUAUGAUUCUUUUAUCAGAAUGUUUGAUGUUUACGAUAACAGCUGCCUUUAAUACAUGUUUGUAUAAUUUAAUAAGUGAUAUCACGUUAUUUAUUAUCAGGACAUAAUUCUCAGUGUAGUGCAGGAUGAAAGGUUUCAUGUUUCAUUUAAAAAAAAAAAUGCUGGUAAUUUGAAUAACUAAUAGUAUAAGCAUGAUAAGAAAGACGCUGGAAGCAAAACGGAUGCGUUUUAUAAGUUAUAUUUGAUAGGAAAUUUGAACCGACGUUUUUGAUGACAUUUUUGCAGCACAAAAUCAUUUUAGCCGGCAUGUUGAACUCGGCAUCGUCAUAAAUAUGUAUAGAAAAGGUAUGUAAGAUAUUUGUUCCUAAGGAAUUAUAUUGUAUAUUAAUGUAAUAUUAUGAUAGAACUAUACGGGGAUAUAAAUAAAUUGUAUAUGUAAUGAGCAAUAUUUACGUUUGUAAAAACAAUAGUGUAGUUGUAUAGAUCUUGUAAAGAUGUAAAUAAAGAUUAAUAAAGUAACGUACAGAACGGAUGUAUUUUA